AUGGCCGACCUCCCGCCCGACCGCACUGAAGUCGCCCCUUCGUUCACGAACGUCGGAUUUGAUGUGUUCGGGCCGUGGACAAUUCAUACAAGGAAGACUAGAGGAGGAGUCCUCAACUCCAAGCGCUGGGGCCUAGUGUUCACUUGCCUCAGCAGCCGAGCAAUCCACAUAGAGCUGCUGGAGUCAAUGGAUGCUAGCGCCUUCAUCUCCGCUCUCAGAAGAUUCUUUUCCCUACGAGGAGCAGCGUCACUCCUGCGAUGCGAUCGAGGCACAAAUUUCGUAGGAGCAAAUACGGAGCUCGAGGAGUCCCUCAAAGCUAUCGAAACAGAUCAGUCGGUAACAAGGUACGUAACAGAGCAAGGAUGUACGUGGCUCUUCAACCCUCCCCAUGCCUCACACUUCGGCGGCGUGUGGGAGAGGCAAAUCAACACCAUCCGCCGAGUCCUAGACGGCAUGUUCGCAGAGCUCGGAAAAGCGCAGCUAACGCACGAGCUGCUCUCCACGCUUAUUGCUGAAGUCGUCGCUACCGUUAACGCGCGACCUAUUACAGCAAUACUAUCUGAUGUCGAUAACCCACAACCACUCUCACCUGCAACCCUACUCACUAUGAAGACACGCCCAGCCGGCUCCCCUCCAGGUCAGUUCCUAAUAGUGGACCUGUACGCACGUCGCCGCUGGAGACAAACUAGGGAACUUAAGCACCGGGCGUUUUGGCGAAGGCGACGGCAGCCGGAAGUGAGUUCAACUUCAUGUCCACGUUGCCGGGUGAUAUGA
Nematostella vectensis (starlet sea anemone) is the source of this 774-nucleotide messenger RNA. RefSeq lists its product as uncharacterized. Bases 1 to 774 code for a protein of 257 amino acids. The transcript has a single exon. Gene Ontology annotation, biological process: DNA integration. Gene Ontology annotation, molecular function: nucleic acid binding. The record is from RefSeq and is a predicted model, not a curated record. Lineage: Eukaryota; Metazoa; Cnidaria; Anthozoa; Actiniaria; Edwardsiidae.